GAAAUGUAUUAGCUGACGUAUGGAGUUCAAUGGAAAUUGAUGGCUAUAAUGUUAAUGAAACAUAUGUUGGGGCAGGUGAACAAGAUUAAAUGGUAUUCAGAAUAUGUGCGUGAGAGCCAAUACUUGCUUCAAAUUGUAAAAUGUAGAAAUACAGAAUGCUGUCGUCCAAGAAGUGGCCUAUAUACAAUAUAUUACUAGAGAAUAGGUUUCUUC
This is a messenger RNA of Acanthoscelides obtectus, 213 nucleotides long. NCBI's taxonomy places the organism in Eukaryota, Metazoa, Arthropoda, Insecta, Coleoptera, Chrysomelidae. The record is from the annotation of a GenBank genome assembly.